UUUUGGCUUUGUCGUGGCUUUAAUUAGAAGUAACCCAAUAUUUCAUUGGCAGAUAAACACAGAGCCAACAACUCCCACUGAGUAGUGAAUGCUCUACCUAGGAAACUAAAUUCUAUCCCUUCAUUUCACGAGAAAAAUAAGAAAAUUCAUUGAUGUGUAACCCAAGUUCAACCCUCUCCUGCCCCCAAGUCAUUGUGUUUUGUGCUUUUCCAGGAGUUAUAACCUCUUUUGGCUCCUCUACCUCUUCAAACAAACACAAGUAGUCAUAGCUGAAGACUGAAGAGACAAUCAAGCAAAGAAAGCAAAAAAAAUGCAAGAGACGAUCGUGCUCUACCCAUCGCCAGGCUUGGGCCAUGUGGUGUCAAUGGUGGAGCUAGGCAAACUCAUCCUACAACAGCGAAACCACCAAUUUUCCAUCACCAUCCUCCUUACUACUGGUUUUUGGGACACCCCAAGCAUCAUCUCCUACAUCAAUUCUGUCUCCCAAGCCUACCCAUCCAUCUCCUUUCGCCGCUUCCCAUCCAUCUCCGUCUCCAUGGACCAAAAAUGCAGCGGUGCUGCGAUUUAUUUCCAGUUCGUCCGCCUCCAUGCGCCCAACGCACUCCUUUCUCUUCAGGAAAUCUCAAAAGAUCACAAGAUCUCUGCUUUUGUCAUAGAUCUUUUCUGCACUUCUAGUCUAUCCAUGGGAAAAGAUCUCAAAAUCCCCACUUUUUACUUCUAUGCCUCUGGUGCUUCUUCCCUUGCUGCCUUCCUUCAAUUCUCGAAACUUGAUGAACAAACCACUGAGAGCUUCAGAGAUCUCCCUGACACAGUCUUUCAUUUCCACGGCCUGCCACCGUUGAAAGCCAUACACAUGCCAGACCCCACACUUGAUAGAGAAGAUCCUGCUUAUCGGGACUUUAUAUACUUCUGUUCAGGCCUCGCACAAUCAGAUGGAAUUAUAGUUAACACAUUUGAAGAGCUCGAACCGAUUUCCAUCAAGGCUAUUGCUGAUGGGUUAUGCCUCGUUGAUGCUCCAACUCCACCAACUUACUACAUCGGACCAUUGAUUGCAGCAGGUAGUAAAGCUGAACACGAGUGUUUAUCGUGGCUGGAGAAGCAACCGUGUAAAAGCGUUGUGUUCUUGUGCUUUGGGAGCCGUGGGUCGUUCUCUCGGGUCCAAAUUAUGGAAAUAGCAAAAGGUUUGGAAAGGAGUGGGCAAAGGUUCUUGUGGGUGGUAAAAAAUCCACCUCGCGACGAAAAGGCAAAGCAAACUGACGAAAGCCCCAAUGUGGAUCUAGACUCUCUUUUGCCAGAGGGUUUUAUGGAGAGAACCAAAGAUAGGGGUCUGGUUGUGAAGUCAUUUGCGCCACAAGUAGCAGUGCUGAACAAGGACUCGGUUGGUGGCUUUGUGACUCAUUGUGGGUGGAACUCCAUCUUAGAAGCAGCGGUCGCGGGGGUGCCUAUGAUUGCAUGGCCUUUAUAUGCAGAGCAACACUUGAAUCGGAACAUUUUGGUUCAGGAUAUGAAGAUGGCUAUCCCUGUGGAGCAAAGACAGGAAGAUGGGUUCGUGAGUGGAACUGAGUUGGAGAAGCGAGUCACGGAGUUGAUGGAUUCCGACAUUGGCAUGGAGCUUAGAGAAAGGAGUUGGAAGAUGAGAGAGAAGGCCUUGGCUGCCUGGGGUCCUUCAGGGUCUUCCACUAAAGCACUAACCAAGUUGAUUGACUUGUGGAAGCGAGGUUGAGAAUCAACUGUUUUGUUUUGUCCUGUUCGCAUGGUAUCUAUGGUGGAUCACAAAUCCUCUGCCCGUAUUGUGCCCCAGCCGUGUCUCCUCUCUAUAUUUUUGCCAUCUGUUUUAUUUCUUUGGCAGUUAAUAUCAACUAAAAAAAAAGAAAAAAAAUCUCAUGUUAGGUUUUUUUACUGUUGACUGUCUACCUCGCUUUGACCUU
Messenger RNA from Theobroma cacao (cacao), 1928 nucleotides. Its product is annotated as UDP-glycosyltransferase 88F4-like. The record is from RefSeq and is a predicted model, not a curated record. Lineage: Eukaryota; Viridiplantae; Streptophyta; Magnoliopsida; Malvales; Malvaceae. Gene Ontology annotation, molecular function: UDP-glucosyltransferase activity.